GGAGCAUAUGGUUCAGCACUUUAAAACCCAGAUUUUCGGGGAUCGCAAACCAGUGUUUGAUGGAAGAAAAAACCUUUAUACAGCUAUGCCACUUCCCAUUGGAAGAGAUAAACAACAGCAUGUAAAGAACUCUGGUGCUCUCAAGAGCAAAUACCAGAAAUUCAUGAAUCUUGGCAGGUGGUGACAUCCCAUGCUUGAGUCAUGCAGGAGCUGACAUGAGCAGUGAUGCACUGGGACGUGUCAGGGACCUGAAAUCAGGUCAUGGGAUCUUCGCUGAGACCUGAUACAAGUGCCUCCAAAUUCCAGUGUUGCUUCACAAAGGAGAUAGAUGCCAGCUGGGAAGCACUCCAGGCUUCUGAAAUAUCCCUUUGGGAAGAUGGAGCUGUAAAAAGAGGCUGUACCUACUGCGUGCUGUUGCUUCAUCCUUGCUUUUUGUCUCCUCCUCUGCUUGUGGUGCUGUUCAGAGGAAUCCAUUGUCCCUUCUGAUUUCCCCCCUUUCAAUGGAAAGAAUCAUCUUGGUUUGUUGUUUGGCAUUGUUGCAGGUGGAGCUGGAGGUCACGCUGCCAGGAGAAGGAAAGGACAGGAUAUUUAAGGUGGCUAUAAAGUGGAUGUCCUGUGUGAGUUUGCAGGCUUUGCAUGAUGCCCUUUCUGGCCGGCUGCCGAGUGUCCCGUUUGAGACCAUCCAGGCCCUGGAUGUGGUGAUGAGGCACUUGCCUUCCAUGAGGUAUACUCCUGUGGGGAGAUCUUUCUUUACAGCAUCAGAAGGGUGCUCAAAUCCUUUGGGUGGUGGCAGAGAGGUUUGGUUUGGCUUCCAUCAGUCAGUCAGACCUUCAUUAUGGAAAAUGAUGUUAAAUAUUGAUGUGUCUGCAACUGCAUUUUACAAAGCACAGCCAGUUAUUGAGUUUGUCUGUGAAGUUCUGGACUUCAAAAGUAUUGAAGAGCAACAAAAACCUCUGACAGAUUCCCAAAGGGUAAAGUUUACCAAAGAAAUAAAAGGUCUGAAGGUGGAGAUAACACACUGUGGACAAAUGAAAAGGAAGUACAGAGUGUGCAAUGUCACCAGACGACCAGCAAGUCACCAAACAUUCCCACUUCAGCAGGAGAAUGGACAAACAGUUGAAUGCACUGUAGCUCAGUAUUUUAAGGACAGGCAUAAAUUAGUUUUGCGCUACCCUCACCUUCCAUGUUUACAAGUUGGACAGGAGCAGAAACACACAUACCUUCCUCUGGAGGUGUGCAACAUAGUGGCAGGACAGAGAUGCAUAAAGAAACUCACUGACAAUCAAACUUCCACUAUGAUUCGAGCCACUGCCAGAUCAGCCCCGGACCGGCAGGAAGAGAUCAGCAAAUUGAUGCGGAGUGCGAGUUUUAACACCGACCCUUACGUCCGAGAGUUUGGGAUAAUGGUCAAGGAUGAAAUGACAGAUGUGACUGGCAGAGUCCUACAGCCUCCCUCAAUCCUCUAUGGAGGCAGGAAUAAAGCAAUUGCUACACCAGUGCAAGGUGUCUGGGACAUGAGGAAUAAACAAUUUCACACUGGAAUUGAAAUAAAGGUUUGGGCAAUUGCCUGCUUUGCUCCCCAGCGCCAGUGCACUGAAGUUCAUCUUAAGUCCUUCACAGAACAGCUGCGGAAGAUUUCCAGGGAUGCUGGAAUGCCAAUCCAGGGGCAGCCCUGCUUCUGUAAAUACGCCCAGGGAGCCGACAGUGUGGAGCCCAUGUUCAGACACCUCAAGAACACUUACACUGGGCUGCAGCUUGUCGUGGUCAUUUUGCCAGGAAAAACACCAGUCUAUGCGGAGGUGAAGCGCGUUGGUGACACGGUGCUGGGAAUGGCCACUCAGUGUGUGCAGAUGAAAAACGUCCAAAGAACAACACCACAAACUCUGUCCAACCUUUGCUUAAAAAUAAAUGUCAAAUUAGGAGGUGUAAAUAACAUUCUACUUCCACAGGGAAGACCCCCAGUAUUCCAACAGCCUGUGAUAUUCCUUGGUGCAGAUGUAACUCACCCACCAGCUGGGGAUGGGAAAAAGCCUUCCAUUGCUGCAGUUGUAGGAAGCAUGGAUGCUCAUCCCAACCGUUACUGUGCCACUGUGCGGGUGCAGCAGCACCGCCAGGAAAUCAUCCAGGAUUUGGCUGCCAUGGUCAGGGAGUUGCUUAUCCAGUUCUACAAAUCAACGAGAUUCAAACCAACUCGCAUCAUCUUCUACAGGGAUGGUGUUUCUGAGGGGCAGUUCCAACAGGUUCUCCACCAUGAGCUGCUGGCUAUCAGGGAGGCUUGCAUUAAACUGGAGAAGGAUUAUCAGCCUGGCAUCACAUUUAUAGUGGUGCAGAAAAGGCACCACACCAGACUCUUCUGCACGGAUAAAAACGAACGGGUUGGAAAAAGUGGAAACAUUCCAGCUGGUACCACAGUGGACACAAAAAUCACCCACCCCUCAGAGUUUGACUUCUACCUGUGUAGUCAUGCUGGGAUUCAGGGAACAAGCAGACCUUCUCACUACCACGUGCUCUGGGAUGACAAUCGCUUCUCGUCGGACGAGUUGCAGAUCCUCACCUACCAGCUGUGCCAUACGUACGUACGCUGCACACGCUCUGUCUCCAUCCCUGCACCUGCAUAUUAUGCACACCUGGUGGCCUUCAGAGCCAGGUACCAUCUGGUGGACAAAGAACACGAUAGUGCUGAAGGAAGCCACACUUCUGGCCAGAGCAAUGGCAGAGAUCACCAAGCACUUGCUAAGGCAGUCCAGGUGCACCAGGACACGCUGCGCACGAUGUACUUUGCUUGACAUGUUUUAAUGUUCAGCGGCUCCGGACAAGGCAGAGUUGGAUUCACACCAGACCAGCUGCACUUAGACCAACAGAUGCCCCACCCCAGGGACAGCCAGCAAUGAGUGAUGCUUCUUUAUUCUUUUCUUUCCCGUUUGCAAGGAAGCCUUCCGUCCAGAAUUUCAGACUUGAUCACAAACUGCGUUCUUGUACCAAACCCCACUGUUGUCAGAAAUGUGGUUUGCCAAAAAUCUCUGAGCUGCUUGGUAUAAAACAGACCCAGAUUUUAUAAUUAAAUCAAGAGCUGCAAUCUCAGGGCUUAGGGAAGAAAACAAAGAACCAAACCAACAACCCAACCCACAAAACUCCUCAUUCAGUUUGCUGUUCAUUGACUUGCUUUCAAUAAUUUGGAAAUAUCUCAUUCAUACUAAGGUGUGAUGAGCUAAAAUGCUGUGAAUCAGCUUUUAGUACAAAGGAAAGCAAAACAUUUUUUGAGUAUUUAUGAAGCCUUGAUUAUUCUAGAUGCAUUUACAAAAUUCUUAUUUUCAAAAUAAGAGCGUGACAAAAUUCUGAUUUCUAACUGUCUUAUAAAGAGUAUUCUCAGAUUAUUCUCUGUGUGUCUAAGGGCAAAUGUAUUUUCUGAAGCUUGUUCUUGAAUGUUUUUUAUUGUGCUGCAUUUUAAAAUGUUUUUCAUAGACUAAAGAUGAACUUAAAAAAAAAAAAAAGAAAAAAACAAAACUUUACCUAAGCUUUUAAUAGCUCCAGUUAGAUUGGCGGAAGCAAAUGUGCCAUUUAAAAAAAUUUGUAAAGAUUUUUUUUAAAUCAUACUGACAGCUAACUUUAGGAUUUGUCAUACAGGACUGUGACACUUACUUUCCAAAGUCUCUAAAGAAUACGGGUCUGUGGUGAUGAAUACAGUACAAUCCUUUUUCACUGUUGUUUGAGUUAAUGUAAAUUUUAUAUAUGUUUCACAGUAUUAAUGUGAUAGACUAGAUGGUAUUAUUUAUUUUUAUUUACUAAGGAGUGCUCAUUAUACUUCUGUUAACAUAUCAAGAAUGCUUUGAACUUAGAAAAAUCCUUUUUGUGAGGACAUUACUCUGCAAAUGCAAAAAAAAAUAUGCAAUUGAUGUGGUGAGAGGAGAGAGAUGCAGCCAGUGUCUGUUGUAGCUUGGGAUUUGCAGAAAGGCUUUUUCAACGUGCACACAACACAGCAGGUUUUACCUCUGCGGUUCAGACGCACACAAGACCAACAUCCUACAUUCAUUCAAGCACAAAACAAUUGUAUUUUAUUUAUAUGUUGAGUAGUGGUGAAGCAGGAGCUCUGCUAGAGGAGAGUGGUUUGCUGGAAAUAAGGCUGAAGUCAGAGAAUCUAUGCAGUAAAGAUAAAAAUUAGGAAACUGAGGUUUACUUAGGGAGGUGAAACUCUCUUCAUUAUGCAUAAGAUCCGUAGUAAAUGUGAGAGUUUUGCCAUUCUCUUAGGAGAAGCAUUAAUUAAAACUGAUAAUUAUUAGACAGAUGCUUCUGUUAGUUUGCACACUGGAUUCAUAAAAACCAUAACACACAUGUAAACCAUUGCACUAAUGACGAUGCCACAAGCAGGUGUAGGAGAAAAUGGAAAAAGCCCAGGAAAGUUGUUUAUGCUGACUUGAUCUUGUUUGUUUUUCCUUGAGAUAACUGAAAUAAGAUGCUGAGAGGCAGGUUGGAAAACCUUCAUUCUCUUCCACAGAUGGAUUUUGCUCUUUUCCCUUUUCUCCAAGCAGCUGCUCAGUCCCCUUUGGACACUUUUACCUCUGGCCGCUGGGAUGGGCGAGUAGCUUUAACCCAUGCAGAGCUCUGGGCCACAGAGCAGGUCAGCUGCAACCAGGUGGUGUUGGAUAAGCUAGAAAAUGCCCAGCCUUUGCUGCAUAAAGACCUUUAGGUACAUAAUUCCAGUUCAGACCUUCACCUUGUAGCAGUGUGUUGGUUGUCAGUGUUUCGUAGGUGAAAUGUAGAACCUGUUAAUGGAAUAAUCAUAUUUGUACUUUUCUAAUUGGGUGAUUAGGCUGCUGGCUCAGAGUGUCUUCUUGGUCAUAGUUCUAUAAAUUCAGAUUUCUGUAAAUUUGAAGCAAAUCCUAGGUAGCAUUGUCUGUCUUGCUGUGUGCCAGCGAGGUUGUACCUACCUCCCCUCAAAUACCCCUAAGCUGCAGAUCCUCCCCGUGGUGGGUGUGUUGCACUUCUCUGUGUUUCCUUCAGAGCUUUCCUAUUUCAGUGAAGAUAUUCAUUUGGCAGAGUUUUAUAUAAGAAUUAUUUUUAUAUUAAUUCUUCUUAUAAAAUAGGAUAAAGAUCAUCCAUUUUAAGACAUCAUUUAACUUAUUUGCUGUGUGUUAUGCAGAGACCUCUUGGAUGUGAAAUUCAUCCCCCUCUUUCCAUGCAGAUCUGGGACAAUGGAAUUGUACAGGUGGUCAGGUGGGGUGAGGAGAGCAAGAUCUGUCUUGACCUCAAAUCUCAUUUCUGAAGUAGCCUGGGACUACACUGCAUCCUAUUUAAGAUGUUUCCUUUGUGAGAAAAGGAGUUUUAGGCAGGCCCUUAAUCUGAGAGUAGCUGUUGUUUGUGUAUCCUCUUGGAAUGAGCAGAAAUUCUGUGGAGCUUUCCUUCCCAAAGUAUGAAGAACUUGGGAUGUUUAUGUGCAUUUCAGGCCAUUUUUACCUUUUACAGAUCUUUCUAAGCCUCUGAUACUGCUAAUUCUUUAUGCCUUGUGUCUCCCUCCUUUUCCCUCCCAUCAGUGGUGAACUAGUGAAUAAUUUAAAGCAUUUUUAAAAGAAAAUACUGAUUAGGUAUAUACUUUGUAAAGUACAGCAUGCUGGCAGUCCAGCACCUCUUCUGGGAAUAUUUUUAAUAUAAAUUACAUGUUCAAGAAUGUCUCCUGUCCAAAAAAACCUGCCACAAACAUGUAAAAUCUCAGUAUUAUUUUUUCAUUCUGUACCUCCCACAUGUUUGGUGUAGAACAGCAGCAUCUCAGGUCAACACAAAGCUCAAGAAGUCUCAGUCCCCCCGUGUUGCUGGUGGAGAAGUGCCAGCUGAGGUCACAGCUCUGAGUCUCUGGGUCACUGUGCAGGUCAGGUCAGCAGUAACCAAAUUUGUGCCACCCUCUGGCACUUGGGGCAUUUUCCAGCCUAUGCAAAGGAGUCCCACUGCACAACCCUCACAAAACAGCAUCAGCAAGUGUGAAAUGCUCCUCUUGGGAGGUGACAAGUACUCUCAGAAGACAUGAAAUACUUAAAAGUUUGUCUUUUUUUCCCUGAUGUGCAAAACCUAAUGCAAUAAUGAGGUUUGCUUAGUGGUGGAAAUUUCUGCUCCAGUGGCUGAACAGAGUAACAAAUCCACUCCAUCUGUUCCAGCACCCAGGAAACAACUGAGCUGAUCCUUAGGAGCAAAUGUUCUGUUGGGAAAUGCUGGAAGGAAGUGGAUUUGUCUCUGCCUUUAUGUGGCAUUUAAGACAGCCCUAUGCAAUUUAACACUUGUGUGUGUGUAUGCACUGAUGUACAGAGUGAGAUCACUUGUUUAAUUAUUAGAGCUCCUUAUUUUGGCUUGGUUUGCUUUAGAGUAUUUGACUUUGUGAAUUACAAUCAAUGAUCUUCCAUGUUCCAGAGGCUUUGGCACAGGAAUUCCCUCAUUUCUUGAUCUGUCAGGUAACAAAUACCUUUGAUCUCCAUUCAGGCCCCCCAGGCAGCAUUCUGAUUGUGAAAGCAAAAAGGUUAUGAAGGUUUGGCUUUAAUUCUGCCUCUCUCAAUAACUCCUGCAGCUUUCGUCUGUUGUAACAGAGUCUUGUUCUUGUUGGAUCAUUUUUAUAACAUAAGACAGGAGGUUUUUCCACAAGGAUUUUCAAAUUAAAACUUCUGGAGAGUAGGUGUGAAGCGUUUAGUUGUUUGUUUGUUUUUUUUUUUUUCUGAAAAGAUUGAAGUUUUUAAGAUGCUUCUAAGUUUUUCUUUCUAACUAAAGUUUUUCAUGUAUGUGCCCAAAAGCUUUUGAUUAAAUAGUAGACACAGUCAAAUAAGCAUCUCUGGUGGCAUAAAUAACCCAUAAGGGACUUUUUUUUUCCUGUAAGACAUCUUUUACGCAUUAACUAAACGAAUGUAAGAAGAGUUCUCAGUAUUUUUUACACUUGAAACCAGUGUAAUUAGACUCAGUUGUUUUCCUAUUUUUUAAUAUUCUUCUUCUGCCAUAGCAUCUCUCUUUGUGUAGUUUUCCCCAUUCCUAAUGCAGGACAGUCCUUUGUUUUUUACUUUUAUAUUCCAUUUGGUAACAUGCUUCUUGAUGCACACAUGCCAUCUUUCUUAAGGAAAACUUCAAGUAGAAGGUAAUUGCACUGAUUUUUGGGUUUUUUUAAACUCCCUUUUUACUGUAAGAAUUUUAAUUUUUUUUUUUUUUUUUUUUGCAUCUGCUGUAGCUGUUUGAAAAUACUGUAAAUAGUGCUCUGUACAGCAAAUACUGAAAUGCUGGGGAUACCAUUCCUUGUUGUAUUUUCCAGAAUACUGCCACAUUUUCCAGUGUUGAGAUGGGAGCUUUGGUGUUAAAUGCUGUUACACUUUGUGUGCACUAUGGUAUCAAUCUAAGAAGGGCACAGUUGCUGUAUUACAGUGGAAAUACUUAGGGUUUGUCUGAAUUUAUAAAGCAUUUCUUCCUUCUCUCCUCUGUGCACAUUUCUCCCAGACCACAGGGAUGCAGUUUUUUAGCUCUCACUGUGCUCAUUGUCUGUGCAAGGCUCAAAUGCCACCUUUGGUAUGAGUUUGAUGACUGAUGGCAUUAAUGUAGUAUUUGGAUUAUCAGCUGUAGCUCUCACAGGUUUUCCUUGCUUGUCUGAUUCUUGUGUUGUAGAAGCAGAAUUAGUGGAUGUGGCAGAAUUAGUGGAAUUGCUGGGAUUUGGGAUCCAGUUACAAUGUCUUGCUGUCUGUCCCUGCAUGGUGUGGGAUUGGGCAGUGCCAUGGAUGUUUCAGUGCUCUGAGCUAAGGAAUGGUGUCACCUCUGCCUGCCCAUGGAUCUCCCAUCCAUCAGCAAUCGCCUUUUGCUUCCAGAACCCUCAGGGACAGGACAGACCCAAACACCAGCCCCUCUGUCUGAUGUUAGGAUGCAAAACAGCAAAUUCUACCUUCUGUUUCUGAGGGUUAAUGACUGGAAAGAUGUAUUUCUGAGGGAUUAAUCCAAAUGAUAUGGGAAUGGGGUGCUGUGUGUGCUUGGUGUGCCACAGAAUCUGUUUAAUCCCAUUUAGUGUUUCAGUUGCUUUGUCAGAGUCGUUCUUUGAAGUGUUAAUUUGAAUGUAAUUGCUUGGCCAAAUCACUACCAAAGUGGGUUUGUGAGAAUCUUAGUUACAAAGCAGGUGCAGUUCAAGGCUACCUCCUGUGUUCCUUCAUGGAAGAAUUAAUUGAAGUGAACCUCCCACUAAGCAGCCAAAAUGCUCCCAGAGGAACUGGAUUUGUCCUGGUCUGUUCCCUAUUGGGAAGUGGCAGUGCCAUACUGUGAUCCUGGGAGGCAGCUCAGCCUUCCCUCUGUCUUCCAGAGGCAUCCCUGUGUAUUGAGAGGGUACCAUGAUUGCCUGGAGAGGUUUCCUAGAACAGAGGCUGGACA
Messenger RNA from Poecile atricapillus (Black-capped chickadee), 8367 nucleotides. It is a transcript of the gene AGO2, whose product is annotated as argonaute RISC catalytic component 2. Gene Ontology annotation, cellular component: RISC complex. NCBI's taxonomy places the organism in Eukaryota, Metazoa, Chordata, Aves, Passeriformes, Paridae. Gene Ontology annotation, biological process: regulation of DNA-templated transcription; regulatory ncRNA-mediated gene silencing. Gene Ontology annotation, molecular function: endoribonuclease activity, cleaving siRNA-paired mRNA; RNA binding; protein binding. The transcript has 17 exons. The record is from RefSeq and is a predicted model, not a curated record. Bases 501 to 2786 code for a protein of 761 amino acids.